Molecule: messenger RNA, 996 nt
Organism: Oncorhynchus kisutch (coho salmon)
Lineage: Eukaryota; Metazoa; Chordata; Actinopteri; Salmoniformes; Salmonidae
Product: pancreas/duodenum homeobox protein 1-like
Exons: 2
Coding region: 95-721 (208 amino acids)
Biological process (GO): regulation of transcription by RNA polymerase II; anterior/posterior pattern specification; embryonic skeletal system morphogenesis
Cellular component (GO): nucleus
Molecular function (GO): RNA polymerase II cis-regulatory region sequence-specific DNA binding; DNA-binding transcription factor activity, RNA polymerase II-specific
Source: RefSeq, a predicted model, not a curated record
AUAAGUGCACUCCAGGUUGUGGCCUCACUUGAAGGAUAUAGCAGGGACAUACAUAAACGUCCUAAACAUUAUCGCUGGGGAAAUUUGCUCAGUAAUGGAUACCUCGGGUAUUUAUGAUGGUGGGCGCUUCCAACUGCCGUUACGUGAGGAGUAUGACUAUAACCCGCCCUCCUGCCGCUACAGCGGCGACACCGAGCAGGUACGGAUCCCCAUUCCCGCUUGUGCCUCUGUCGAACACCAGAGUAAGGAGACUUUACUGCCCUACGAUCUACCUCUCUGUCAGCAUUCGAGCCCUGGUCAGACCCAGGACCAGGACCAGGAAUACCUGACAGGCCAGGGUCGUGUACCGGACGACUACCAUCCAGGAGACAGCCCAGUAGUGGGGGGAGAGUCCCUGGGACACUUGUCAUUCUCCUGGAUGAGGAGCUCCAGAGUUCACUCGUAUCAAUCACUCCCAGGUGGUCAUUCCGAGAACACAGACCAACACAAGCGGAGCCGCACCGCGUACAGCCGGGCUCAGUUAUUGGAGCUGGAGAAGGAGUUCCUCUUUAACAAGUAUAUCUCCAGGCCUCGCAGAUAUGAACUGGCCACCACACUCAACCUGACGGAGAGACAUAUUAAAAUCUGGUUCCAGAACCGGCGGAUGAAGUGGAAAAAAGAAGAAAUGAAAAAAAAAAAAUCUGACCACCACGAACCGGAGAGUUCCAAUAACAAAUGGUAAAACGUUUGGAGCAUCAUAUGACCCUGGGUUUGAAAACUAUGCCGGAUAAUUUUUUGCACUCGUCUAUUAAAUCAUAUACUGUAUGUCCUUAAACUUUAUAGCCUACGUUAGGCCUAUUCCGAGGUUCAAUGAACAGUUUACAAUUUUAAGUUGCGAGCUAUUAAGUUAUUUAUACAGUUGAUGUGCAUAUCUAAGUAAUAUGUUUAGUAGUUGCCACAUUGAUUUAUAAUAUCUAACAUUUUAAUUGAAAUGGAUAAAAUCACCCAUUUGUUUCA